AUGGAAAACACACUUCCAGACAUUCAAAAGGACAGCACCGAGGAUCUUUACGAUUGUGGGUGGGACGAUCCGAUGGAUAACACAACUAUCAAGGAGCAACCGGAAGUGUCUGAGAUGAGAGAGGAAAUUGAUGUCAUUGACCUGACAUCGCCAGAGGGGAGAGAAGUUAUAGACCUUACAUCUUUACCUGCCACCUCAAGGUGGUCCUCUUCACCAGCUGAUCCCAAUGCGUUUGAGGAGGCCGAAGAGUCCAUGCGUCGAGCUAUCCAACGACUAAAUAGCAUAGGACAUAAUGACUUCGAUCAAUAUAUACACAGCAUUGUCACACCAGCGGUCGCACGUGUGCCUGACCCUCGGCUGGCAAUCACAUUCAUGGCAAAUCGAAGUUUGUUUGGUGCAUACGCAGAUGCCAAAGAUCGGGUGACCGAACUCGGUGCAGAUGUCAUUAAUAUUCACCGUUUGCUCAACAUUCACUGCCGGAUAAUGGACCCACUAGAUGCCAUGAUCACCAGUAUAGAGCAGCGGCAGCCUCGCAUGCAUUGA
Suillus fuscotomentosus is the source of this 543-nucleotide messenger RNA. RefSeq lists its product as uncharacterized. NCBI's taxonomy places the organism in Eukaryota, Fungi, Basidiomycota, Agaricomycetes, Boletales, Suillaceae. The coding region runs from base 1 to 543 and encodes 180 amino acids. The transcript has 3 exons. The record is from RefSeq and is a predicted model, not a curated record.